CUGUUGUAUUUCCCGAGCUCCAUUGCGGAAGCCGAGGCUCGCCAUAUUGUGCGGCGGCGCCGGCGGCUUGUGCCCGAGUCUCGCUCCGGACGCGGCCCGCGGAGCCCCGGGGUGGGGCAGGAGCCGCAAUGUCUCAGGCUGUGCAGACAAAUGGAACUCAACCAUUAAGCAAAACAUGGGAACUCAGUUUAUAUGAACUACAACGAACACCUCAGGAGGCAAUAACAGAUGGCUUAGAAAUUGUGGUUUCACCUCGAAGCCUACACAGUGAAUUAAUGUGCCCAAUUUGUUUGGAUAUGUUGAAGAACACCAUGACUACAAAAGAGUGCUUACAUCGUUUUUGUGCAGACUGCAUUAUCACAGCCCUCAGAAGUGGCAAUAAAGAAUGCCCUACCUGUCGGAAAAAGCUAGUUUCCAAAAGAUCACUGAGACCAGACCCAAACUUUGAUGCACUCAUCAGCAAAAUUUAUCCAAGUCGUGAUGAGUAUGAAGCUCAUCAAGAAAGAGUAUUAGCCAGGAUCAACAAGCACAAUAAUCAGCAAGCACUCAGUCACAGCAUUGAGGAAGGACUGAAGAUACAGGCUAUGAACAGAUUACAGCGAGGUAAGAAACAACAGAUUGAAAACGGUAGCGGAGCAGAAGACAAUGGAGACAGUUCUCACUGCAGUAACGCAUCCACGCACAGCAAUCAGGAAGCAGGACCUAGUAACAAACGGACCAAAACAUCUGAUGAUUCCGGGCUUGAGCUUGAUAAUAAUAAUGCAACAGUGGCAAUUGACCCAGUAAUGGAUGGCGCUAGUGAAAUUGAAUUAGUAUUCAGGCCUCAUCCCACACUUAUGGAAAAAGAUGAUAGUGCACAGACAAGAUACAUAAAGACUUCAGGUAAUGCCACUGUUGAUCACUUAUCCAAGUACCUGGCUGUGAGGCUAGCUUUAGAAGAACUUCGAAGCAAAGGAGAAUCAAACCAGAUGAACCUUGAUACGGCCAGUGAGAAGCAGUAUACCAUUUACAUAGCAACAGCCAGUGGCCAGUUCACUGUGUUAAAUGGCUCUUUUUCUUUGGAAUUGGUCAGUGAGAAAUACUGGAAGGUGAACAAACCCAUGGAACUUUAUUAUGCACCCACAAAGGAGCACAAAUGAGAUUUUACUAAAACCAGUUCUGAGAAUGAACUUUUUUAUAGCCUAUUUCUUUAAUAUUAAAGAUGUACCGUCAUUACUUUUAUGGACAGAACAUUGGAUAUGUUAUUCAGUUUUCUUUCUGAGCCAGAUUCGUUUACACUAUUAGAAUCUUUUCCCCUUAAUUUAAGAUCUCCUUUUUGGAAGGAACUGCAAUUAUUCAGUACUUUUUCUUUCCUUUAAAAAGUAUAUCUAAAUUGUAUGUUUUCACAAAGUGUGGUUCCGUUUGGAGCAUCUUGGAACUUUUGACCCAGGAAUUUUUCAUAGUUCUGUAUUCUUGAGUGAAGAUUCAGUUGGCCAUCUUUCUCCCUCCCUUCAAAAGUUUUUUAGGCCUACAGAAUGUUAAAUAAUACGUAUUCUGACUUUUUUUCCUGGAGUCUUGUAUAUUUAUAGUUUUCUAUAUAAGCUGUAGUAUCUUCAUGAAGACCAAGGCUCAAAUUUACUGUGCUUAAAAAACAAUUCUCAUAGGAUUAUUAUUUUCAUGGUAUUUUCUUCCAUAAUAUCUCAUUUUUAAAGAAAAGUUCUUUAUGAACUUAGUGUCCCAUUGUCAUGCAAUGUUAUUUUCUUCCAUUUUUGUCCCUCUAAAUUUGGAAUUUCUGAUCCUGGGAAAGAGAACCAAACAAGAUCUCAAGUUCUGUGAGAACUUGGUUCAUUCACAGAUUUCACUGAAAAAAGAAAAAUUAAAUUGUUCUUAUGUAGUCUUCAAGUGUGUAUUUUAAAGUCUUUUUCUUUGUAUUUUAUUGUCACCUCAUUUCCUUUAUUAUGUGUAUGUUUUUUCCUAUUAAAAUGCCAGAGACAUGGAGAUAUUUUGCACUUUAGCCUUGAUGAAAAGUACAAGAUAUGUUCAAAGCUUCCCUAAUUCUUUUCUUAUUGGUAGCUGCAUAAGUUUCAAAAAUAACAUGGCACAUAGAACUAACAAUAGGGAAAAUUUGCUUCUGUUUGGAAAGUGUGUUUAGCAUUUUGGGUUGCCAUAUCAGUUUAUAAAUUUGGUGCUCUGCUAAUUACACUGUAUCUAGAGAAGCAAGCUAAUGGAGCUUGAACCCUGCCUUGAUGUGUAGUGAAAGAUAAUUCUGUAGAAGAAUGUCAGCCAGAAUGUUAAAGUCAUUCUAUUCUUCUUAAUUUAGUUUUAUAAUGAAGGACAGUGUGUGGUGUUUGGACCCAAAAGGCUUUAUGAUUACAGGUCAGAAGUAAGAUUGACUUGUGUUGUUAUUUUUUGUCUCUGUCCUGAUUUCAGGUAUGUUUCCAAGUUUAUAUUAUCACAGUAUUUAUGAAAACAUGUUUGCAUUGGGAAAUUAACCAUAAAAGGUUUUUACCAGGGGAAAGUUACCCUCCAGUACCAUUGUAACUGAAAGCCUGUCUAGUCAUUGUAAAUAUUUACCUGUCAUUUUUGACAGACUGGGGCCAGCUUGAUGUUUUAAAUAUUCACCCCAAUAUGAAAACUUAACGGCUUGUUCAAUUUUUUACCAUUUUAUUGAAAAUAUUUAAAAUCUGUUUUUACAAUUUUUUUCUUUUUGGGUAAUCUGUGCCAUGAAGUUUGAAAACCACCAAAUAUCAAGGAAAAUUUUGUAUUCAGUUCCUUUUCUGGUGUAAUGUUAAAUUGUAUAGAUUAUUAAUGCAUGUCCGCUGAAUAUAACCCUGGUUUUGUGAUAUAACUGCUUAGAUUUUAUUGGUGACAUUAGAUUAGUGGUUGCAUUAAACAACUAAAUUUCCAUUGUGAUUAUUAAUUGACAUUUGUCUUUAAGCAAAAAGUUAUUUGUGAAUAUAAGCUUUGUGCUUAGAGAAUGUAUGUGUUUUUAUCCAUCAGUAUGGGAGGACAUAAAUUCUUUGCAUCAUUAGUGAAUUUACUGGAUGUGUAAUCCUUUGCAAAAUAUAAUUACAGGUAUUUGAUAGAGCACUGAGUGUAUAGUGUUGUGUGUGUGUGUGUGUGUGUAUAUGUUUGUGUGUGUUGGAGGGUGGGUACUGUUAAACAUAGUAUUAACUAUGAGUGUUUCAUCAAGUAUUAUCCAAGUAACUUCUAUAAUCACCUUCUCAACUGAGGAAUGAAAGAUUCACUCAAUAGGGCCUUUGGCUAAUACAUUAUCAUUUUAAAAUUUAUGAUUAUGGUAAAAUAUAUAUAACCUAAUUUAUCAGUUUAACCAUACAAUUGAAUGACAUUAAGAUACAUUCACAGUGUUGUUUAACCAUCACCACUAUUUCUGGAACUAUCAUCCCAAUCAGAAAUUGUACCUGAUAAGUGAUACAUUCCAGAUAAACUCUAUUUUUCUUUGAAUUUGACUAUUUUAGGCACGUAUAUAUGUGGAAUCAUGCUUCGUCCUUUGUGUGUUAAUGUCUCUUAGCAUAAUGGUUUUAAGGUCCAUCCAAGUUGUAGCAUAUAUCAGAAUUCCAUUCCUUUUUAUGGCUGAACAAUAUUCCACUGUAUCCAUUCAUCUGUUGAUGGGUACUUAGAUUGAUGGAAACUUUUUGCUAUUGUAAAUAAUACUGCUGUGACCAUUUUUGUACAAGUAUCUGUUUUGAGUUCUUUAAAUUCUUUUGGAUAUACACUUAGGAGUGAAGUUGCUGAAUCACAUGUUAAUUCUAUAUUUAAUUUUUUGAGGAACUUCAGACUUUUCCACAAUGGCUGCACCAUUUUACAAUCCCAUCAGUAAUACAGGAUUCCACUCUCUCCACUUCUUCACUAACACUUAUUGUUUUUGUUUUCAGUAGCUGUACUUAUGGGUAUACAGUGUUAUUUCAUUGUGAUUUUGAGUUGCAUUUCCCUAAUGGCUUGUGAUGCUAAGCAUACUUUCAUGUGCUUACUGGCCAUUUGUAUAUCUUCUGUGGAGAAAUACCCAUUUAAGUCUUUUGACCAUUUUUAAUUGGAUUGUUUGUGUGUGUUAUAGAAGUUCUUAAUAUAUUCUGGAUAUUAAUCUGUCAUCUGAUAUAUGAUUUAAUCAUAUAUUUCUCCCAUUCUAUGGGCUGGCUUUUCACUCUUUCAGAAGUGUCCUGUGAUAUACAAAAGUUUUUAAUUUUGAUAAGUUCCAAUUUUUCUAUUUGUUGCCUGUGCUUCUGGUGUCAUGUCCAAGAAUGCAUUUCCAAAUCUAAUAUUAUAAAGAUUUUCCUCCAAGAGUUUAGGUCUUUUUUUCCAACUUGAGUUUUGUAUAUGGCAAAAGAUAAGAAAUCAGCUUUGUUUGCAUUUGGAUAUGAAGUUUCCCCAGCACCAUUUGUUGAAAAGAUUGCCCUUUCUCCACUGAAUUGUCUUGGCAGCCUAAUUUUCAGUUAAUGAAAAUCAAUUGACCAUAUAUAUAUCAUGGUUUAUUUAUGGGCUUGUAUUCCAUUGGUCUGUAUGACUUUUCUUUUGCCAGUACCACUCUGUUUUGAUUAUUAUACCUUUGUAAUUAGUUUUACAUUAUCAUUUUAAAUCUUCUGAACACUGGGAAGGACAAUAUUUCACUUGUACCUUUGAGAAAAUUGAGUCUUAGGACUCUUAACUUGGAGAACUAAACAUGAAAUAAUUGAAAUGCCAAAUGAGGAAAGAUCUCUUUUAAAUUCCCAUCACAUUUCUACUUAGAAAUAUUUGGUUUACUAAGUCUUAGAAACAUAAUAGAAAGGAAAAGUAAUUAAGUGUUCCAUUGUUGUAACUAUAAAAAUGGCUUCUUUGACAACUUUUCUGAAUUAAUGGAGUAAGGAAGGACCUCUGAAAAUCUGUUAUUCCAUAAAAACAAUGAAAGUUCCAUAAAAACACUAAAAGUUGUCAAAAUCAACUUUGUCAGAACUCUAAAAAAAUAACUAAAAGCUUCCAGUUGUCUAAAAAGCAUUUAUUUGACAGAAACUGUAACAACAUGGUUUGUAACAUUUUAAAUUUCCCUGACCAUCUUUCCUCAGUUCCAGGUCAGCCUUGAAAAGGAGCAGCCUCGCAACCGUGCCCGCUGUUAAAACCAGCAGCCUAGUAGCCACUGGAGGGAACUUGAAGCUCCACAGAAAGCCCACGCAGCCUAGUAGCCACUGGAGGGAACUUGAAGCUCCACAGAAAGCCCACUCUAGAGAACUGUCACUAUUUGACCUGUCCGGUAGCUCACUGAAAAGCUGUGUUCUUGAGUUUUGUCUUUAUUUGACCUCACUCUACUCACUCUGUGCAAACAUCUCUAUCUUUAGUCUGUUUACCAUAGAAGCUGCUUGAGGCUGUGAUAACAGCUGAGGCUAAACAGAUGCUGACCAAAAAAACAAAACAAAA
Molecule: messenger RNA, 5385 nt
Organism: Cervus elaphus (red deer)
Lineage: Eukaryota; Metazoa; Chordata; Mammalia; Artiodactyla; Cervidae
Gene: RNF2
Product: ring finger protein 2
Exons: 7
Coding region: 129-1139 (336 amino acids)
Cellular component (GO): ubiquitin ligase complex; PcG protein complex
Molecular function (GO): ubiquitin protein ligase activity; chromatin binding
Source: RefSeq, a predicted model, not a curated record